Molecule: messenger RNA, 3485 nt
Organism: Argiope bruennichi
Lineage: Eukaryota; Metazoa; Arthropoda; Arachnida; Araneae; Araneidae
Product: protein lifeguard 1-like
Exons: 12
Coding region: 425-1141 (238 amino acids)
Cellular component (GO): membrane
Source: RefSeq, a predicted model, not a curated record
AACGAAUGAGAUUCAUUUAUACCAAAAAAAUGAAUUUUAACUUUACUAUUAAUAGUUCCUUUAAUCGUUUUUUUUUAAAGUUUGUAGUCGUUGCAGCCUUUGUUCAAUAAAAUUUAGAACAAAGAGACUAUUAAUAUCAAAUGUUGUGUUUUUUUUAACUGUCUGUGCUUUACGAACGAUCUAGAAUCUGAGAGAAUUCGAAACUAGAAUUUUCCAUUUUCAUCCAAUACGCAUGCGUCAAUACUGUAAAUACUGACCGUCAAAAACUGAAACCAGAGUUUAAAUCUGUUGUGACGCAAUUGAGCGAUUCAUUCUCCUAUAAAGAGUGAUUUAUUGGUAAUAUUCAUCUAUUCUUUCUUAGAAAAUCUUCUGCCACACAGGAAAGGGUGUGUUAUUAAUAAGGUACUGAUAUUGAAAAUCAAAGAUGUCUUUGUAUGGAUCGGAUACAAACUUUGGAGGUGGAUUUGAAGAUUCCUUUUCAGAAAAAAGCAUACGUCAUGCUUUCAUUAGAAAGGUGUACAGCAUACUUAUGGUACAGCUGGCUAUAACUACAGGAUUUAUUUGUCUAUUUAUAUAUGAGCCAAAAGUCAAACUGUAUUCCAUGCACCAUCCGGAGCUGUUUUGGAUUGCAUUUAUAAUGACAUUUAUUUUGCUCAUUGUAUUGGCAUGUUGUGAGGGUGUGAGAAGAUCUUUCCCAGCAAAUUUCAUUUGUCUAUUUCUUUUUACAAUAUUUGAAGCAUUCCUUUUGGGAUUAGCUGCUAGUCGGUAUGAUACAGAAGCUGUGAUGAUAGCAGUUGCUAUCUGUGCUGUUGUUUGUCUUGGUCUCACCAUAUUUGCAUUCCAAACUAAGAUUGACUUUACUCUGUGCUCUGGUUUUCUGAUGGUUUCUGUCCUCGUCUUGGUUUGCUUUGGAUUUGUUGCAAUGUUUUUUCCUGGGAGAAUUAUACAGCUCGUAUAUGCCUCCUUGGGUGCUAUUAUCUUUUCUUUGUACCUGGUAUUUGACACGCAGUUGAUGAUAGGAGGAAAGCAUAGAUAUUCUCUAUCCCCUGAAGAGUACAUAUUUGCUUCCUUAAAUAUUUAUUUAGACAUUGUCAAUAUAUUUAUCUCCAUUCUGCAGAUUGUUGGAUACGUUAGGGACUGAUAGGUUCCUUGAUACAAAAGAGUAAUUUACUCUUGCAUUUGUGAAGUUGACUUGUUUUCUGUGGUGACUGACUAUUUGAUUUUCUGCAUGAAUUUACUAGUCGUUUAAAAAAAUUGCUUUUUAUAUUUUAACACUGUAAAAAAACAGUAAAAAUAGCAUAAUUUUGUCUUUUAAUUCCUUCAAACAGUUAGUGUAUUAUAUGUGAAAAACUGUUGUUUCAAUUAUUACAAAUUUAAAAGUAUAUAGUGUAUUAUUUUUACUGUUCUGCAAUACAUGUUAUGCGUCUCUAGUCAUAUUAAGGAAAAGAAUUGUCUGCUGUUUCAUUGUUGUACUUUGCAUAGAUGGAUAUAAUAAUCAUUCCACUUAAUUGUUGUUUUUUAAAAAUAUUCCUAAUUAUGUACUUUUUAAAUCAACAUUCUUUUGUAGAUGAUAGUUAGCUUUUAUAUUUUUGAAUAACAUUUUAAAAUAAUUUUGCAAAAGGAUCACAUUGUCGUACUUAUGUCCAAUUAGAUAUUCCAGAUUCAUCUUAUUUGUCAGUUAGAAAUAAACUGAAAAUGCAAUUCAGUGAUUCUUAGAAUAAUUCAUACAAUUGUGAGUGAAUAGCCGAGUUUGACUUUUUAUGAUGGAUUGAAGUUAUUUUUAAAUGUAAAAAUUAAUUUGAACAGAUUAGAAAAGAAAAUUAUUUUUGAUAGCAUAAAAAUGUGCUUACUUUUGCUGGUUUAGAUUAUUUAUCAAAAAGUCGAAGAAAAAAAACAUUGUCUAUUUUCACUUAUUUGAAAUAUUACAUUUUAAAAUCUUGUUUUAGUUAUGUGAUAAAUUAUUUUAUUGAACUUUGUGGUUGUGCAUUUGUUUUAUUAUUACAAAUAUGUGAUACAGUUCUAUAUAACAUAAAUUGGUACUUUAGUUUUGUUGUACUUUUAUUUUAUUGCCAAAAAUGUGAUAAAUUACAACAUAAUAUUUAGAAAAUAGAGGCUAGUUCUUUUGAUAUCCGAGUCUGAUAUGAUAUUUACACUAAUCUAUAUGUAUAAUAGUCAACAGUACAUAGUUAAAGAUUAUUACUCAUCUGCUAGUAAUGAAAUUGUUAGCUAACCAAUCCCAUUGUAAUAUAUAUGCCUUUUUAAAAUAAGCUCUGGUAUCAUUGAAAUCUACUAAAUUGUUAAUUAAUUUGAUGUAACUAAUGAUAGCUAAUUUUAACUUUAAAUUAUUAUUAAACUGUUGCCUUUUCUGUAAAAUGAAUGCUAUUGCAGGAAAAAAUGUAGCUGAUUAAGUGCCAAAAUAUUUAUAUUUUUUUAGAAAUAUUGUAAUUUUUUUUUUUUUUUUCAUUUGCAUUUCUAAAAAAAAAAAAAAAAAAACAUUGGAAAAGUUUGAUUUGCUAAUGAAAGGAAAGCAUUUUCCAACUCUUACAAAAUUAUAUAUAUAAUUUGCUUUUAUUUUUAAAUUAAAGGGAAAAUUAACAAGCCAGAUACAAUCUACAAUAUAUUUUCAAAUUGAGAAUUAUGAUGAAAUUUCCUCAUUUUUCAAUUAAUUAAAAAGUAAGUUGCUUUAAGGUUCAUGUAAGGCUCUGGUCUAACAUUUACAACAACCAUCAUAUAAGGAAGAAUUGAUUAGGAUAAGAUAAUAAAAGAAGACUAAAUCUAUUAUAAUGAAUUGUCAUUUUUAUGUUUAAUUAAUCUUACAAUAUUAGAAAUUGAUAUUUUCGUCUUCAUAAAAAAAUGUAGAUAUUGGAUUUCAGUUGUUUUGAAAUUUAAGUUCUAUAUAAACUGGCUACAUCUUAUAUAAAGCAUUUUUUUAAAGCAAACUCAUCCUUUUUCUGUGAAAUUUAAUAAAACAUUUUACAUAUUAAUUACAUGUUUAAUCAUAGUAAUUAAUUUUAUCAUCAGUAACCAGAAUUGAUGUACCUAGUUUUAACAAAUAUAUAUAUAUAUAUAUAUAUAUAUAUAUAUGUUUGAAUUCAUAGAAACAGUUUAAAGGAAAACAAAAUUUUUGCUUAAAAAUACGAAAUCUUAGUCCCUGAUGAUGUAUUUAAUAGGGCCUCAAACUAUUUAAGUGGAGGAUAGGAGAGGGACAUAUAGUAUGAUUUCUCACAAAAAAAAAAAAUAUUCCUACCCCUUUCUAGUAUAUGUGAAUGUUUUGAAUUAAUAAUUUAUGGCUACAAAUAGCUUUUUCACUUUGUACAUAUGGGCAUUUUCUCAUAAAAGCAUUCAGGCUUUAUAUAACAAUGAGUUAUGAAUUAUUCUUGACUUAAGUAUGAAAUUAAUACAUAAAUUCUAACCUAGGAAUUGAAUAUUUUAUUUUGUGGCAAAUCUAGAAAAGAACUAUAGAUCAGAUAUAUUAUAAAAAUUUC